AUGACAAACAGGUUUAUAGCAUUCACUAUAAGCAUCUCUUAUAUAGUUUCUGUAAUUUGCGUGGCAAUUGGAAAGCAUGUGGCUCCAUUUCAGUUGAUUGCCUAUCUGCCUCUUGUAUUCUUGAAUUUCCUGCUGACGAUGCUAUUGGUUUUGGCCGGAAAGCAUCUUUACCUGAACAAUUAG
Messenger RNA from Ordospora pajunii, 183 nucleotides. RefSeq lists its product as uncharacterized. NCBI's taxonomy places the organism in Eukaryota, Fungi, Microsporidia, Ordosporidae. The transcript has a single exon. Bases 1 to 183 code for a protein of 60 amino acids. The record is from RefSeq and is a predicted model, not a curated record.